CUCCUGUCAUGAGCUGGAACACACGGAAGUAGCUCAGAACUUGUCAACAAGAAAGGCCGACUGACAUGGCAAAGUCUUCCUGAUCACAACCUCCGAACAUGGCGCUCUGACAUUUCUUACUUUUUUCCCCUCCCCUUCUAAGUCUUAAGUUUUUUUUUUUUUUUUUUAAUAUAUAAUUUAAGAUAUUUUAUUGGAGCAGCAUUACCACAAUGACAGUCAGUUGCAGCCUCUGUGCCCUCCUAGUUGUCUCCGUAAUAGCAUGCAGCCGUUUUGCUCCUGCCCUCUGCUCUGCCCGCUGUGGGCAUUCCCUUCAGGUCUUAGACAAUAAAGUGGGAGAGAUCAGGAGUUCAGCUUACCACAGCUGGUCCUACCACUUUGGCCCAACCAAUGACUGCUGGAUCAUCAAGGGUUUGGAAGGGGAGCCCAUCAUCCUCAGCUUCUCUCAGUUUUCGGCACGGUGUAGGAAGGAAUGGGUGUCUAUAAAAUCAUCAGCUGGAGGCGAGCCAGUUGUCCUGUGUGGGUCCAAGUUGCCACAGCCCUUGGAAUUUCCAGGGGGAAAUAUUACAGUGAUGCACCACUUCCUCCCUCAUCUGUACCCGGUGUCAUCAUUUCGGUUGAGCUACGCCAGAGACUCGGGUGAAUGCCCAGAGACAUCUUUUGAAUGCCUCGGGGGUCGGUGCCUCCCACUGUCCUGGCGCUGUAAUGGGCAGGUGGAGUGUCUUGGCGAAGGCAAUGACCUGGGCACUGAUGAACAGGACUGUGAUGCAGAAUUAGACAACGACAAACCCCCAAAGUAUGACAACAUGCAGGAAAAGGAUGCUAAAACGGAGGCAUAUACAGAGAGGAACCGUGAUGGGGACCCAGAAAGACGUCAGGUUGAAUCGCCUGAGCAGUACUCGGAUCUCUGGUCGCUGGAGAAGGAGCAUACCCAGCUGGACCGAGAACAGUUUCAGACUCAUAAGGAGCUUGUAGUGACACCCACUCCCAUUGAGUGGCCUUGUGGAGGGCUUCUUCAGACCUUUUAUGGGACCUUCUCCCCUCCAACAUCUCCGAGUUCCCUUUCCUGUGUCUGGACUCUAGAUCCUCAGGACUCCAGGCCGCUGAGACUGGACCUGCGGCAGCUGGUUCUGGGGUCUGGGGAUAAACUCACUGUCUACAACAGAGAGCAAGGCAAAGGAGACAUUAUUAAAAUUAUCACCAGCACCUCGAAUUACAAAUUAGUCCAAGUUGAAUCUCAUACUGGCCUGCUGUCGUUGAGGUAUGAGAAAAUUUCUGACUCAACGGGGAUUGGUUUUAACGCCACAUUCCAUGUUGGGAGCUACUGCCCUCCGUGGGAAGGUCGGUGUGGGGGAGCAGCUGGAGGUUGCUUCACCCAGGAGCAACGCUGCGAUGGGAAAUGGGACUGUCCUGAAACUGGAAGGGACGAGGAGGGUUGCGGCGGCUGCAGUCCGAACCAGUUUCCCUGCGGACAGAGAGGAAUGGGACCCAGCAUCCGCAGACCGGUGUGUUACCCAGUGACGGAGAGAUGCAACUACCAGCUGAACUGUGCUGAUGGCAGCGACGAGAGGGACUGCACUGUGUGUCAGCCGGGGACCUUUCAUUGUGACAGUGACAGGUGUGUCUUUGAGAGCUGGCGCUGUGACGGUCAGGUGGACUGCAAAGACGGUACAGACGAGCUCAACUGCACCGUCAUCCUGCCCCGCAAGGUCAUCACCGCGGCAACGGUGGGAAGCCUGGUCUGUGGACUGCUACUGGUCAUUGCCAUGGGCUGCACAUGUAAACUCUACUCUCUCAGGACCAGGGAGUACAGCAUGUUUGCUCCAAUCAGCCGCCAGGAAGCAGAGCUGAUCCAGCAGCAGGCUCCUCCUUCUUACGGUCAGCUGAUUGCCCGCGGCAUCAUCCCCCCAGUGGAGGACUUCCCCACAGAAAACCCCAAUGAGACCUCGUCUCUUUCUCUGAGGGGAAUUCUCCAGCUCCUCCGUCAGGAUGCUGUCAACUCCCCACACCGCAGACGCAGGCCCCGAUUCGUUCGCCGGGCUGUUCGUCGCAUGAGGAGGUGGGGUCUAAUCCCCAGACCCCCCUCCAGGCCAACUCAGGCAUCAAGCUCCAGCCAGCAACAGUCGGACGCUGCUCCACCUGGUCAGGAACCAGCUCACUCCACGCCCACGAGCUCCUCGUUGGCUGUGGAGGCGGUCAACCAGCCGGUGCCUCAGAAACUCGGUUUGUUGGCUCAGUCAGAGCAGCAGCAGCAGCAACAGCAGCAGCAGCAACAGCAACAGCAGCAGGAGGAAGCAUCGGCUCUUUCACUACCCCCAUCACUUGUCGCCUCCCCACCUCCCCCUCCGUAUGCUCCCCCAGCUCCACCCCUGGCCGCUCCCCACACUCCUCCCGUUGCUGUACCGAGUAGCCCCUCUCUGGCCUCCAUCUUCCACACGCUAGGCCUGAGUAUCUCCCUCUUUAGAGCCUCACCCUCUUCUUCCUCCACCAACUCCAUGCCCCUCUCUGCCUCUCCUUCCUUCUCCUCCUCCUCGUCCUCCUCAGAUGACGAGGUGCUGCUUAUCCCCCUGUCUGAAGACACCACUUCAGAGGACGACGUGCCCAUGCUCACCUGAAUGACUUCCUCCUCACCCACCCAGUUUCCCUUCCCCACUACUUUUCUCUCCUUUAGUCACUGACGACAACUGAAACCCAGUCUUUCCACAUUUGUUUGAACUAAAGCACAGGAGUGGCCCACGGUGAGACUUAUCCUCUCUGUGCAAGUCUGGUGCCUUUUGAAAUUGCUUUGAGUUGGAUUUGUUGACAUAUGGAAUCAAGUAUUUUGACCAUUUUUUAAAAAAAAGACCUCCUAAAGAAAAUGUAGACGAAAGGCAUGGCUGAUGUAUGUUGGAGACGAAGUGUAGGUAAGUAUUGGAUGUGCACUUAAUUAAUGCUGGGCUGCACAUAGAAGGUAAACUUUUGCACAGAAGAAUCUUCCCUAUCCAGAUACUGAGGCAGGCUACUGUCUGAUUGAAUGCUCAGAGUUCUUAUGAUGGAAAUUAUUGUGUUUGUAUGACUGCAACUGUGUGAAUGCAAUUGCAUUUUAGUCUUACAUAGACAGUGGAGUAUGAUUGUAGAUGUGGAUUGUCUCCACAUACUUCUGCCACUUGCAUCCAGUCUCAUCUUGCAUCAGAAAAAUUACUGAAAAAAACCCCCCAACGUUUCCCCUAUUUAAGUGCCUUUUUAAGGAGUUUCCUCUAGACGGCUCAAGGAGAUUGAGAUAAUUCCUGGAUACACACUGCACACAGAAACACACAGAGGCUCAUAUUUUUGUCACAUCAUAGCACGCAUCAACACAUCAGUGGCUUUAUUGUACCAUAAAGAAUUGCAUGUCUACACUGCAAGCUGGCAAUAACGUUUUGGGGCCCCUGUUUUAGUGCACAUCGAUCGCAACACAACUGCGUGUUUAGGUAUGCACGCGUGUACCCUUCCCAACUGAAUGAAUGUAAUCUACAAAAGCAAACGUGUCAAAAGACAAUCUCUCUGGUGCCUGAUUUUCUGAUGUGUGUGAGUGUGUGGUAGUGUGUGUAGUGUGCACAGAAAGAUGAGGCGCCCUGGUGAUGAAAAGGGGGGCCCCAAAUUCACAAAAUAACCUCAACUCCUGACAGGACUCAAUCGCAUUCUGUCACAUUUUGACACAACAGACUUGUGGUGUGCCAUUUGUAUUAUUAUUAUUAUUGUACAUUUUAUUGUGUUUUUAUUUCAGCAAGUUGCAUAUCUUUUUUUUGUUUGUUUGUUUUCUCUUCAGUUGUUCCUUUUUUUUUGCUUUGUUGAAUGUAUUAGGGUCGAUGUGGAGUAGCCAGGAGUUCAAAAUUUGCAAAGUUAUGAGAUAAAUAAGAGAGAAAGUGAUUUUAUGAUUUUAUUAGGGUCAACUUCACUGUAUAUAAGUAAAAAUGUGGCUGAGAUUAAACGAUUUGCACUUUUA
This is a messenger RNA of Stegastes partitus (bicolor damselfish), 3961 nucleotides long. RefSeq names its product low density lipoprotein receptor-related protein 10 (gene lrp10). The record is from RefSeq and is a predicted model, not a curated record. Gene Ontology annotation, cellular component: plasma membrane. The coding region runs from base 210 to 2612 and encodes 800 amino acids. The transcript is spliced from 10 exons. Gene Ontology annotation, molecular function: protein binding; low-density lipoprotein particle receptor activity. NCBI's taxonomy places the organism in Eukaryota, Metazoa, Chordata, Actinopteri, Pomacentridae.